Messenger RNA from Malurus melanocephalus (red-backed fairy wren), 4867 nucleotides. It is a transcript of the gene RNF180, whose product is annotated as ring finger protein 180. Gene Ontology annotation, cellular component: endoplasmic reticulum membrane. Gene Ontology annotation, biological process: protein polyubiquitination; positive regulation of proteasomal ubiquitin-dependent protein catabolic process; norepinephrine metabolic process. Lineage: Eukaryota; Metazoa; Chordata; Aves; Passeriformes; Maluridae. Gene Ontology annotation, molecular function: ubiquitin protein ligase activity; metal ion binding; ubiquitin conjugating enzyme binding. The record is from RefSeq and is a predicted model, not a curated record.
AUGCCCUUGGCCCAGCGCCCUGCAGUCGGGGGCUGCGUGCCGGUGUGCGGCUGCUCGCCCACCCGGUUCCCCGAAGAAUGGCAAAACUGCUUCCCRGCCCUCCCGAGGAGCGAAUUACGGUACAGCCCUCUCUUGAAAUUACUGUCCUCUCAGGACAGUAACAGCAGCGACAGCAACGAAAAGAAGGGCGGAUCAACCAUCAUUAGCAGACGGUCAGCUACAAGCACUGUAAGGUCCCGCUCAAGUCACACUGUCACCGCAAGAGGCCAAAUCACCACUGAGGUGCAAAAGGCGCCGCAUGCAAGUCGCCAGCUCACUCCUCUUGGCUGCCGCGCCACUGACGCUCACCGGCCCGGAGCCGCCGUGCCGCCUUUCCUUCCAUGGAGCCCCGUCAGCUGCUGCUGCGCAGCCCCUUCCCCGCCCGCCCGGUCGCUCCAGCCGUCGCCUCCUCCUCGCAGCCUCGCACGGCGCGGCCCAACAUACAGAGCUGAAAAAUCACAAGUUGAAAUAAUGACAACCAAGUCUGGUGUUCUGCAUUGCUGGUUAUGUAGGAAAUACAUAGCAAAUUCUGUUUUUCUUGCAAAAUGUCAUGUAAAAAACCAAUCUGAAGUAUCACAACCCGCAGCUGCUGCUCAGAAGUCUUGCAAUGUAUGGCAUGUGAGCUUAGAAACCAUUCCAGAGUGGGUAAAGUAUGUCAUUGAGAAGGCACAGUGGACAAUUGGAAAACUUCACUGUCCCUUCUGUAAGGCCUGCUAAGGGGGCUUUAACUUCGUUUGCAACGAAGAAUAUUCCUGUGGACAGUUAGUAAAUAGAAAUUACUGCAAAACUGGGACUGGAACUCAACCACCUUUCUCUGUUACAUUGUCAAAAUCACCAGAAAAACAUUUGCUUCUCAGAAUUCAGUCUGGUUUUAACAAGGAUACCUGCCUUGAAGUGGUAACUGCAACUUUGGAAAUUAAAAAUCAAAGGCUUUCCUACGYGGCUGGAAGUAAUAAUGGUGCUGGAAGAUUAACAGAAGCACUUUGUCUGGAAACAAGAGCUCCCAGAUAUGAGAUUAAAAGUGAAAAACUUCCCUUAAAAGUAUUAAAUAAAAAAAGAAAUCUCUUGUCUUUCUAUUGUAUGAAAGUUGUAUGCACUGUAAGACCUUUUCACAGAAGGUCACAUAGCUUGGAUUUAAAUAUCAGAGAAAGGCUUGUUUUGUUACCUCAAUUAUAUGAAACUUGCAGUAUGGGAACACUUUACCCUGGUCAAAAUGAAAAUCCACCUGUUUAUGCGCAAGGCGGCUUGCAAUURGAGUCCAGUAGGAAAGAUGAUAGUUCUUUUCAGGAUCUGUAUAGUUCCAGGACUGAUAUAGGACAAAACCAAUUUCAGGUUACUUCCAUUGCCACAUUUACACACAGAGAAACAGAAAGUGAGUGUGGUUUUGAAGCUACUGGACUAUCUUCUGGGAGUGUCAUUGCUGAUGGGUCACCAUUCAUGAUGAACCUUUCUUGGCCUACAAGGGCUGUAGAAGACAAACAGUGCAUCACACCUGUUCGUCUUGUGCAGCCUACGAGUAUUUCCUUCAAUCAAAAGCUGAGUAAAAGUGGAAGWAACAAGUCAAAAAGCUUGAGGAGGAAUCAAAGAAGGCGAGAGCUAAGUCUACAGAAACAACCUGAAAAUGAUAACCUGCAUACAGAUGAUGAGCAUGAACUGAGAGGAGAUAAAGAAAGCUAUCUCUGUGCUGUGUGUCUAGAUGUUUAUUUCAAUCCUUACAUGUGCUAUCCAUGCCACCAUAUCUUUUGUGAACCUUGCUUAAGGAUGCUUGCCAAAGACAAUCCUGCCAGCACUCCAUGCCCACUGUGUCGCACUACAAUUGCCAGAGUAUUUUUCCAAACAGAACUGAAUAACUCCACCAGAUCUUUUUUCCCUGUGGAAUAUUUGAAGCUAAAAGAAAAUUUUCAAAAAUCUAAUUCUGCAAAAUGGCCACUACCAAGCUGUAAGAAAGCAUUCAGAGUUUUUGAAGCAGGUUUUCAAAGGCGCUCAAAUACUGUAACAAGGAGGCAUUUCCCACAUGCUGCUCACAGGAUGGACUAUAUGGACUUCGAGGAUGAUAGCCGUGGAUGGCGGUUUGAUAUGGACAUGGUGAUAAUCUACAUUUAUUCAGUCAACUGGAUAAUAGGAUUUAUUGUUUUCUGUUUUCUUUGUUAUUUCUUUUUCCCUCUUUAGGCUGUAGAAAUAACAGUUCAGGAAAAUGACAGUCAUGUGAACCACAAUAAUGUGAACAGGAAAAAUAUUGAAAAAGGUAAAUGUUUGAUAUUGCAUUUUUAUCAAUCAGAAUUGUAAUAGACUGCAUCGAGCAUGCUGUGAAGGUAUUUGAUACUUAUGCUGUGUGUGAUGAAGUACUCGAGUUUGGUUACAAAUAUAAUGUGAAAUUCACAUCAUACUUUAUUCAGUAGGAGUUUUGCCUUGAUUUUGAUGGGAAAAGAAUUUAGCCCUAAUUUAUAAAAUGAUUACUCCAUAGAAGUACUCCCAGUUUUUAGGGGAGGUCUGUGUACCACAAUAGAAUGUCAUCCAUAGAGUCAUUUUGGAUUUGACUCUGUGUCGAUACACUUCACUCACUCAUUGGUGCUUCAAUUCCUCAUACAUAAAAGCAAUAAAGAUGCUUCCAGUUCUUACUCAGAUCUUUUGGGAGGAGGAGCAGUGCUGCACCAUGCAUUAGAUAGGCAUUCAUCAGAGCUAUUUCAGUGCUAUAAUCCAAACCCUGGAAAAUUUUGACGACUGAUAGACCUGUCAGCAUUCCACUGUGGAUAUUUUGAGCCUAUUAACCAAAAAGAAAAAUUAUACUGCAGUGUGCUGACAGUUUUUUCAGCAAAUAGCAGUCAAAAAGAAUCAACUAGCAACCACACGUUCUGCACAAAAGGAGGACCAUUUUUGUGCAGAUUCCCAGCAUAGCAGCCUUUUUUACCUAUCCAGAUGAGUGUGUUUGGAUCCAGCAAGAUAGCUAAUAGAGGGCAAGCAGCAGGCCUACUGGCUGUGAUACUGUGAGACACUGACCCAAAUAAAUACUGGAGAGAAAAGCAUUCUCCAGUGUAAGAAAUCAGUAACAUUAUUCAAUUGCUGUAAUAAWUGAGGAUAUUCUUAAGUGUCAGCUCUCCAGGACUUUUUGUCUCAUGAGAGGGCACAAUAUCUAUUUGCACCUUUCUUGUGAAACAAUGCUAAAGCACUUUAUAGCUAUUCUAUAUAUGCAUUGGUGAAUUACAGUACCAAACUGCAGCGAGUUCAACAAUCAUUCCAGACUUGCUGCUUUACACAGUAUGUUCAAGUGAAAGUGAAAGGGCAUCUAUUAAAUUAUAGAAAAAGAUACUAUAAACURAUGUGGGAAUCAGCUGCUGAAAGCACAAGGUAGUUUAGGAUCUUGCUUUUCAGGAAGGUACAAGGAAUUUUUUAUUUCUAAUGGCAUGGCCCUUCAAAGUACAUUGUACUUUCAACUAGAAAAGCAUGUGAGUGUAGGUAUAUUGUCCCUCUGGUAUCAGAAUUUAUGUGGGAGACCUGUGGUUUUUCAGUAGGUGGUGUACUCCCCUGUUAUAGCAGAGAACAAGGAGAAAUGUGUUGUGGAAGGUGCCAUCUGCCAAAUGUGAUGGAAUGAAGUCAGGGUUUUAUUAAGCAUGAGCUUAUAUUUCUUUACUGGAGCAGCUCCAGCAUGGUCAGCCUCUUAGAGGCUCUGAAGGACCAGAGACUUUGACUUAAUCUGAAAACCAGCAAUAAGUCAGCUGCUAGUAUUUAGUUUUCAUACAGGCAGCAUAAAACAAUCAUUUUGAGAAUAUAUGAGUAGAAUUAAAAGUUACAUGUCUAACUACACUGAUUAGACUAAAUAAUCUUUGCCAUCUUUUUUUAAUAUGCAAACAUAAAGAGAUGUAAUAACUGAAAUUCAACAUCACUACAUAGUCAUGGUUGUGAAAAAAUGCAUUUUGGUAAUAACAAUCCACUUACUUUGUCACUACCUAAAGGUGACUGGCUCUAUUAUUAUUGGCAUUAGGCAUAACGUUUUAAAAGCUUUAAGGCUGUAGUAAAGCACUUAGUAAAAGUCUUUCAGAAGCUAGGGGAUGAAAGUCAUAGGCUCAUAUUUUGCUACAUGCGGAUGUAUGGGUGUGUGUGCUAAAAUAUUAUCAGUCACUUUAAACAUUUCUCUCAUAUAUGCCAGGUCUGGGACUCUAACUGCAAUUUUUGUUUGCCUCUCGAAACUUAUGAAAUUGCUGUCCAUAUCUCAGCAAAGGGAGAGACCAGUUCACCUUUUAUAACAAAAUUGCUUCUACCUUUCGAUCUCAUAAAAAACCUGAAACGAAAAAGUUAAUGAAAAAUAAUUUUGAUUUAGCUGACAUAGUGUAAAAUUCCCUCCAUAAGGUAAUUUAAAUUUUUUUAACCUGGAUGUCUGAUAAAGCAAUAUCCUUCAGUAAAUAUUCAAAAAUAUAUUUAGACGUAAGAAAUGUAAUGUGGAUACUAACUAGAAAGUUGUAUCAUUUUUAUUAACACGUUACCAUGGUUUUAUUUGGAAAAGACAACAAAAAGUAAAAAUCCAAUCUAAUAUUGGCCCUUUUUGUAUAUUUCUGACAAGAAUUGAUGACUGAGAGUGCCUACAUUUUUCUCAAGUUAGUAUGUCUCACAAUUUUAUAGGGCAUUUUGAAUUGUUUAACUCUACCCUUCAAGGCCUAAAUAAUAAACUGUUUCUUGAGCUAUAUUGUUUUAGUUUAUAUGGGUUGUUAUUAAUUCAGAGGAAGAUUAUUUUUAAAUUAUUGAAAACGUAUGUCAUGAAGACUACUGCAACUCUGAGAGACCUCCUUCAUAGGAAAAGACCUGAAAGGUAUAGAGUGGAGAUGCACUUUUUUUU